Molecule: messenger RNA, 891 nt
Organism: Alternaria novae-zelandiae
Lineage: Eukaryota; Fungi; Ascomycota; Dothideomycetes; Pleosporales; Pleosporaceae
Exons: 1
Coding region: 1-891 (296 amino acids)
Source: RefSeq, a predicted model, not a curated record
AUGCACAAUCGCAAAACCUACUUCAUUCUCUCCACCACCGAUUAUGACACAAAGCACAUCCAACUCGGUCAAAUUAUCACCAACAUUCGCAUACCAUACCGCGCUUUAAGCCCGCCCCUUAACACUUCCGAAUCCCCUCUCCCAGAAAUCGAAUCUAGGUUCAAAGAGAACUACACUUUCGACCAUGCCAGAGCCGUCUCUGGAGCGCUGGGCGUUCAAGCCCAGUUCCUCGCCCAGCUGGGCAGUCCUCUUGGUGCAGACGCCGAGAUGAGCCGCGAGCACGUCAAUAGUGUGGAAUGGGGUUUUGAGCGCCUGGAUACCAAGUUCAUCGAGCCGACGCAUAAAUACGUCGAGGAUAGCGUUCGUUUGGUUCCGGAAGUGAAGAAUUGGCUGGAUAAGAGGAGGUUAUCUGGCGCGGCGUAUAUGGUUACAGGAGUAAAGAUUGCGAGGGGAGUCAGGUUCACUGGUAAGAAGGUACGAAAAGUUGGGCUAGGUGGUGCGGCGACUGUGGAUUUGAUGACUUUGACCGGCGCGCCGAUGUCGGGUGGACCGACGGGCAGCGUGGAGAAAAGCGAAGAGGCUAUUGAGACGUAUACCAAGUGCUCGGAUUUCGUGUGGGCAUAUCGCAUACAGAGAGUGUAUGUCAGCUGGUUUGGCGGAGUUGUGAAGACGAAAGAGAAGGUUGGUGGUGAUCUUGCUGGGGCAGGAAAUAACAGGGAUUAUGAGACGUAUAGCGAGGAAAGUGAGGACGAGACACAGGAGAUGAAUGAGGUAGAAUUGGAAAACGAUAUGGGAUCUGACAUGGUGCCGAGUGGGUUUUUGGAGGCGAAGGACAUCAGCGGAUUGAACGUGGGAGAGGACAACGAAGCUUUCCUUUGUCAAAAUAUGUAG